AUGCCGUACCCCGGCGUCGACAGCGAUCGGCGGGAGAGAAAGCACGUGUAUUCCAACGCGCCGGCGGUAGAGGAGCGAAGCCGGCAAGGGAGCAAAAGAUCGAGGCCAUCAAGUGCCCCAUUGGUACGCGGCAGCCAUCCGGAUAGGCCACCAAGUACCCCAUCAGCACGCGGCCGCCAUGACCACCAGGAUAAGACGAGGAGCAAAAGUAGUGACGGUGAGAUGCUCGUGGCGCUAUCUCGCAUGGGAGGCGGCUCGGACUGCGCUCCUAGAGAGUUGCGCAUCAUGAAGUGGGUGGUUCUUCGAGAAACGUACCUGACCAAGCUCCACGGGGUCGUGUCGGCCUACGGCAAGCGGGCCAGAUCUAAGGCCGCCACCAACGGGAACAACCGGGCGUCAAAUGCUCUAAACGAUCACAAGCGACGGUCGCCAAAGCUGUUUGCUCUGCUCACAGAGCUGCUGACUGUGCUGCGGCGCAUCACGGUGGAGAUUGUGGAGGCCGUGGAGAGGUGGAGGAGAGGCGACAAGGAGAGACCGUUUAUCUGGGGAUCGUCGAACUACCUGGUGAAGGCCGCCGGUGACAUCGACUUCCUCUCGCGCCUCCCGGGGCUAGAAGAACAUCUAGGCGUGCUCGUUUCUAACAACCCGUUCCUGUCCCACAUUGGUCUAGACGGGCGCUCAGCUGUCCUCGACCGCUCUUCCAUUCGAUCUAGAUCGGGCAAAUUUCCCCUCAGCGCCUCGGGGUCGCUCGGUGUGUCCACAGAACGCGUGGCGGCUGCUUCGGCCGUGCUAUACCGCGAAGUUCGGCGCACGCAGCGACGACAACGCAGGGAGCAGGAGGAGAGGAGGGGGACUAGGCUACGUUCGGGUCACCCCACACCGAUUUCUAGCCCGUCUGGCAGGAGGAGACGCCCGGUCAGCUCAUCUGGAAAGCGCAGCCCGGCCGAUUCCGGGCAGGACAGAUUCGAUGACAAUAGAAUUGCCUCCAGGCACGGCGACAUGCCGAAACGACGCCCACCAUCUUUGAACCCAGCUGCAGCAGCAGCAGCAGCAGCUGAAGAGUCGCGCAGUACCUCCACUCCUUCUGACGGCAGCCGUAAUUCCGAUAGACGGCGUGGAGUAGAGUAUCGGGAGAAACGUCACUACGAGAACCAACCUGCAUCAGAGGAGGAUGGAGAGGAGCGGGGGGUGGAGGAGGAGGAGGAGGAGGAGGAGCGGCAGAAGAUCCAUCACGCUUGUGUUGAUGACGAUCGUAGGCGAGUCAGCCAGGCUGUUCCGCACAGAUGCUCCACAGCACGCAAGCUGUCAGAGGCGGAGAGUGGCCCAAAACACUCACGAGGUCUUCCUAGGAGGUCCCUCCCUUGUAACCGCGGGGCCGUAGAUGGUGGCCCACAUCAUUCUCCUCGUUCAGCUGAUGAGCACCACCUCCCGGACGGAGUGGCUCCGUACCGCAACGAACGACGGGCGACCGAGGUGCCGCGUGUCCGCGACAACCCUGGUGAUGGUUUCCAAAGACGGGUGCGUCCUCAACACGACCGACGGCGGUCGACUGGGUCGAGCGAAUCUGAACACGCUCAGGGGGGGGCCACGCGAGGAUACUGCACAACAGGGGCGGAAGACGAGCGUGAAGAAUCAAGUGCUCUUCCACCUGAUGACCAGAGCCUUGACUACCAGAACGGGGGGGUGAUGUAUACCGACGAUAAUCGCUACGAACAGCACGAUGAAGGGUACGAAUAUCUUGAAGACGACCAAGACCUCGACUACUACUACGAGGGAGAACGAUACUACGGGUACGUUGAAGACGAGGGUCAGCAAGGCUACGAUACUCGUGACGUCGCUGUGGUAGACGAGCGGUGCACCAACGCUGAAGGGUAUCCGGCGGCUAAUGUAGACAUGAGCGACGGACAUCACGUGGAUGAUCCGGGGCGUUAUCCUGACGAUACGGAAGGGGGCGCCAUCCUUACACAACCUCCGGACGACGCCCCGGUUGAACAACCAAGCGAGACGCACUAUCAACAGUUAAGCAAAGACGAGAGCUACGACUUUCAACCUUCGACGCCGGGCGGUGUACAAGAGGUGUCCGGCCACAACAACGAAGAUUUGCUUACAGCCGCUACCCACGGGUCGGAGGUGCACCAGGAAGAGGAGGCUGCGCGCACUACGGCAGCAAGAGAACAACAUGUCCCCGGGCGGGAAACGGAAAGGGGACUUCCUCCUCCUGUUCUACGCGGCGCCGUUUACGCAAGUCUAACCAGGAACAUUGCCGCGACCAGAAAAGGAGAGGGUCCUGAAUCGAAGAGGGGUUCGUCCGGAAGCGACCGGGUUAACGUGGACACCUCCAAUCGCACGUUGGCAGACUCUUUUCUGGCAUGGGCCGAAAGAACCGAGGGCCGACUGCGCCACCGUGACGCAAAAGCUGCGAAACAUUACCGUCUCGACCGGCUUCGGCACGGCAUGUCCGCGUGGGAAAGGCACAGAGCUACCUUCCUCGGUGGCCGCAUGGCGGAGGCGUUUGCCGGCCGGUUCGGCAUGUCCUCACGGAUCUUCGUACGGUUCGCUUUCGAAGCCCUCCGGGCGCAUGCCAAGGGCGCGCGCAUCGUCUCGAGGAACCGCUCAGCGAUGGGAAAGCUUGUCUCCCAUUUGGAACGGUUCGGGAGAGCCAGGCUACGGCAGGCGUGGCGGCGGUGGACAUUGCCAAAAAUGGGACCGGAGCACUGGCGGCCGGAACACGCCGAGGCCCUGAGGCAGCUGUACCGGCACUGGAGUAUGGGGCGGCAGCGGGGGGCGUUGGAAACGUGGCGGCGACAUGAGCUGCGGCAGCACGGGCUUGGCGCUGAGCCCUCCCGUUCUUCCAUCCGCACGGCUGGAAGCUUCGCAUCAUUGAAGGGGAAACUGAAAGCUGCAGGAUCAUUUGCAAAUCUGAAAGCCGCACCCACUUCGAAUGCUUCAAAAUCGCGGGGAUUGGCGCCGCCACCCAAGGGCGUUCGCCAGCAGGAGACCUCUGCAACGACCAGUGCGAGUGGCAAGGACGAGGACAGCUGGGCGGAAUGGUUGGGCAACGAGGCUAGCGUCUCCGUCGUGUCUCCGGAUGGUGACAGGAGAGGCCAGAUAAAAGUGACAGCAAGCAGCACGACCAACAACAAGACGGUUAAUGGAUCCUCGGCGUUGUCUCCGACGCGUUCUUUCCGUGGACUGGGGACGGCGAUCAAGUCCAUGAAGUCGUUCCGUGACGGACGAGAUAAGAGUCAGGCUCGGCACUUUGCCGACAAACGCACCAAGCUCCGUGGUGAAGCCGCUAAGCGGCGAUCGAGGGAAAACGCCGCGGCAACGAUCCAGAGGGCACUGUUGAGAGCUCCGCGAGAGCGACGGAUCGCCGCAAGAGCCUCCAACAGCGCGUCACUUAUCCAGAGGAUGUGGAGGCUGCAGUCACGGAGGUGGCGAGCAGGGUUCCGACUGGUCAGGGCUUGGCGGGCAAGAAAUCGAGCUCGCGUCGCAACGCUCGAUCGAGCUCUUGUAGAGGCGGCGAGCGAGGGGGACCUGCGUGCAGUGGCGUUCCUGCUACAUGCUCCCGCGGCGACGGUGACGAUAGGGUCGUGGGUGAGGUUGGGGGGAGCGGCGGAUGUGAACGCGGUGGCAGGAAACGAUCACGAAACCGCCCUGCACGCGGCAGCGGCAGGCUCAGGGGGUUGGAGUGGCGAAGGUCAUCGUCAUGCGCCGACCACGGGGGUAGAAAUUCGUGUCAGGGAUGGUGCUGAGUCCGCUGUUGGCCGAAGGGGUUCCUCCACGCUCGCACCGAUGGCCCCAGCAGCAGCCAAGAGCGGCACCAACCUUGCUGGGGAUCUCUCAGAUGUAGACGGGCAACGUAACGGCAGUGGUCACUGGUUGAGAGGGCGGGGGCAUGCCCCUAACUGGGCCGGUGUCAUCCAGGCUCUGGUCGAAGCGGGCGCGGCGGUGGAGGCGAGAGAUAGGAGAGGCUUUACGCCAAUGAUGACGGCCGGCGAGAAGGGCAGCAGGGAGACGGUCGCGGCUCUUGCGAACAUCGGCGCCGAGGUGGACUCAAAGGAAGUGCGGGGCGGGAAGAGGACGCCGCUUGUUAUAGCUGCACAAAAAGCCAAUGCUUCGGCGGCAGCGGCUUUGUUGGAGUAUGGUGCAAGGGUAAACCUCACCGUCGGGGACGGUUUAACACCCCUCCACGAGGCCGUUGGGGCGGGAAGCAUAGACGUCGCGGAGAUGCUGGUGCGCGCCGGGGCGAACGUGAACGCAACGAACGAGUCGGCGGGAAUGACGCCGCUUCACCUGGCGGUCGCCAACGAUCAGCACGCCGCCGCGCGGCUUCUCGUCCACUCCGGAGCGAACGUCUGCCUUCCAGAUGCUCGCGGCCUCACUUGCCUUCGGCUGACCAUCGAGAUGGCCGACGCCCCCACGGUGGCGCUCCUGCUUGCGGCGGAACCUCCGGCGGACCUCAGCGUCACAGACGAGAACGGAGGAACCGUCCUCCACGCUGCAUGUAGGCUGGGCCUUACCGACAUAGCGCGGCUAUUGCUGGAGCACGGGGCGGACCCGCACGUCAGGGACGCCCGCGGAAGGACCCCUGAGCUGGUAGCGCUCGAUCUUGACCAUGGCGACUGUGCGGGACUCUUCUACAACGUCGACAUACACAGUUAUACUCCACACGAUGGCGGUGUUGGUAGUGACAAUUCGUCCAAGGAAAGUGCACAACGGGACGGAGAGGCAAGAGGAGAAGACAACCGCAGGAAGGAAAACAGGCACGACGGCGAGCGCGGUAUCGGCGGCAGUAACAGCGACGAUGACAGUGGGACUGACACAGCGCAAGGGCCAGCGGGAGGCGCGGCGGGCCAGGAGGAGGAGGAGGAGCAAUGGGAUAGAGAUACCGCAUAUCAAGAGCGGGAAGAAACGGAGGAAGAGGGAGCAUGGGUCGCUGAUAACCUUCGCGAGGGCUUCGCCGAGGCCGUUGCAGCCGCUCGGCGCGCUUCCUCCUUGUCGAUGCCGGCGCAGGACCAGGCGGAGGUCGAGGGGUCGAGCUAUAUCGGUGAAUACGCCGAAGGGGCGCUUAACACGGAAAAAUCGAAGAGCUACGAGAGCAAGGGUUGGGAUGAGGGCAACGGUAGGGGUGGCGUCGACGCGGAAGAAGAAGGAUCCGAGUGGAUAUGGUCCGAGGCGGAAGGUUGGAUCCGCGGUGCAGGCAGCGGUAGUGGCGACCCUGCCGCGUCUCGAGCCCAACCCCCAGAGGCAAUCAACGAAGAGAACCGCGGCCCAGGUACUACAGAAGCAGCAUCAGUGGCAGAUGACCUGUACACCGAGCCCCACCAGAGCGCGGAUUGGCAACAGUCAUAUGAUUAUUCAAGGUACGGGGCGAGUAACAGCGGUAGCGAUAGCAACAACCCGGGCUACCGGAACAGCUGGGCGGAAAAUGAACGUGACCGUGGCACCGAACUCGAGCGACAAGAGGGCGCGGAAGAGGGGGGAGAUGACGGUGGUGGAGGGUCCUUCGAAGCUACGAUUGACGCCGAGUCGGCAUCACCAGGAAUAGAGGAGGGGCAAGAGCAAGGAGCGAACAAGUCCUUUCAUCCGAACGCCGAUGGCAUCAACGACGUUGCAGCAGGCGAUGACGCCGUGGGUCUCGAUCACGAGGAUGGCGACAAAAGUGGCCACGGCACAUCCGGAAGCUUGGAAGGUAGCGUGGAGGGCAUGGCCGCAACUGCACGGAUCAGCAAUGGCAAUGCUAACCAUCGGCCAAGUAACGCGUUUGGCACCAUCGUCGAGGCGGCCAAAGCGAGGAAACGUUGGAUACCUCAGCUGGACGAAGUAUCCGGCAGCGUCUACUACCAGAACGAGGAAUCCGGGCUGACUCAGUGGGACGUGCCUGAAGAUGCAGUAGUCGUUGCGGCUGAAGACGGAUGA
Messenger RNA from Ectocarpus siliculosus, 5922 nucleotides. The record is from the annotation of a GenBank genome assembly. NCBI's taxonomy places the organism in Eukaryota, Phaeophyceae, Ectocarpales, Ectocarpaceae.